Messenger RNA from Bactrocera tryoni, 2930 nucleotides. RefSeq lists its product as uncharacterized. Gene Ontology annotation, molecular function: DNA-binding transcription factor activity, RNA polymerase II-specific; RNA polymerase II cis-regulatory region sequence-specific DNA binding. The record is from RefSeq and is a predicted model, not a curated record. The transcript is spliced from 6 exons. Lineage: Eukaryota; Metazoa; Arthropoda; Insecta; Diptera; Tephritidae. Bases 66 to 2843 code for a protein of 925 amino acids. Gene Ontology annotation, biological process: regulation of DNA-templated transcription.
CCCUAAAUAGUAUGCUAUUUAAAUAGAAAAAUCACAUAAAGGCUUCUCUCAACCAUAUUUCAGAAAUGGAUGUGACUAAAUCAGGAGUAAUUAUAAUUGAUCCCUCAACAUUUCUCAAAAAGAAAGUAGUGCAUUCAACUAAUAAUCCUCCAAAUGGCACGUACAAGUCAACUCCUUCGGAAAAAGAAAAAGAAAAAAGUGUUCCACAUGUUCCAAGACCUGUGAAAUCUUUGGAGGACCCCAUACAGAAGCCAACAAAACUGUAUUUUCCUUCACUGAGCAUUAAACAAAAUAGGAAAAUACAGGAAAUAAGGGACAACCAUAGAAAACGAAAUCAACUGCAGAAUAAUCAAACAUCACUAAACCAAAAUAAGCAAACUGAAAAACCACUAGUUCAAUUUGCCCCAGUUUGUCCGGAAAACACACCACUCACAACGUAUAUUGAAUUCAUAAAUGAAGCCUUAUUUGACGACGAGCAAUUGGCGAAAAAUCAAGAUAUACCAGCGUACUAUUCUGGCGGUGAAGUAUUAGAGCUUGAGGAGCAAACACUUGAACAUGUGCUAGAAAACCCACAAAAUAACAGUAGUGCAACAUUCACCACAAACGGUGUGCAAACUGAGGAACCAUCGGAAGAUCGAAUUAAUUGUGGAUUCGUUAAUGUUUCAAAAACUGGCGAUGACAAAUAUUUUAAUCUUCGUUGUUUUUAUUGCGAUGCGGAAUUCCCUAUAUCAUUUUGGUCCGAAUUUUCAGAUCAUGUUAUCGAUACUCAUGGUGACCUGGAAAAAGUAUUUACCGAAAACGACGUGAAAUCUGUAAGCGAUGUCGAGUCUCUCAACGAUGAAACUGAUAUUUUCAAUGAGCAUUUUUCUAAUGAUGAUGUUGAAGUGCAUGACACUUCGGGAAAAAAACUGUUUGUCAAUUUAAUUGAUAAAGAUCGUUUAAAUUGUCUGACUAUAAAACCUGAAGUUAAAGAACUAUUACCAGAACACUUCGACCAUGGUAAUGGUUAUGAUAGUUUCUCUGAUGAGGAACCUUAUUAUAUGUCUGCAGAAAAUUACGAAGUCUGCUUAGAACACUGUUACGGCAGAAUUAGGGAUAAGAAUAAAUGUAAUACGAAACCUGGGGAAACAAUAGAUCAGAUAAGCUUCGAAAAUACCUCCCGUGAAAUUGUAAUGGAUUUCUUGGAACAUUUAAAAGGAUUUCCCAAUUUAUGGCAAAGCAACAGCGAUUUGAAUAUCAAAAGAUAUAAGAAUGAGCUAAAAGAUUUGUUGGCAAUAAUGACGGAAAAGUGGAGUCUUAAUUUAAAAAAGAGUGUUUUGUGUAAAAAUGUUGAAAAUAUUAAAGCUUGGUUCAUUGGUAUGACUGAAGCGAAAGGAGGACGUUCAAAUAUGAAAUUCACAGAGAAAUACAUCGACUAUUAUACCAAAUGUGCAGAAUAUAUGUCUUGCGACGGCGACGUAAAAAAAACAAAGGUGUACUGUGAUAUAUGUAAACAGUUUUGUUAUGAUGCAGUUGGAUUGCAAAUUCAUAAACAUCGUAGGCACAACAUGGGUCAACUACCAUACGCUUGCAAUAAGUGUGAUAAGCGAUUCGAUUAUAUACAUAAAUUACGUAAGCAUUUACAAAGAAAGCAUGUGGUACCUGGAUACCUGCUUGAGACUGAGGCCGUUUGCGCCGAAUGUGACCAAAAAUUUACAGAUUCACGUGAAUAUGUCAAGCAUUUGGAAAUCCAUCCGAAGGGCAAUUGCCAUUUUGCUUGCGAUGUAUGUGGGUUUCGUACUAGAACUGCGGGCAUUUUGAGACACCACAAACAGCGUCAUCAAGAACGUGUAAAAAACGUAGAAAAAAUUUAUGAAUGCGAUGAAUGUCCAUUUCGUUGUACCACCAGUAGCCUGUUAAGGCAGCACAAAAGACGCCAUCGAGAGCCUACUUAUCAAUGUGAACUUUGUCCAAAACGAUUUCACUUUUCAACCCUUUUAAAAACGCAUAUGUCCAUUCAUAACGGUAGAUAUGACUAUGUUUGUGAAACAUGUGGGAAACUUUUCGUAAGGAAAACAUAUUUAAUGGAUCAUGUGAAGCAUAUGCAUAUGGGUUAUGGUCAUUGUAAAAUUUGCAAUCGAGUUUACGGCAAGCAAUGCAUAUUUCAAAAACAUUUACGCACACAGCAUCGACCGUUAAUUGGUACAAUUGAAGAUCUGACACGCCGAACUUUGGUUAACUCAGAAGGACAAAAUAUAGGCUUGUCAAGUGGUCCACGCUUAAAAUGCAGAAAGUACACAUAUGUUAUAGAUCCUGUUACGAAAAGGCGUACACUAAAAUGCCCUAAAUGUGAUAAAUGUUACAAUCAAUAUGAUUCUUUGUACGCACAUUAUAAAAAGGUCCAUGGUGAUACAGUACCUGGUUACACCAGGCGGUUAACUGGAAAUCAAAAGUUAAUAAAAAAUCAUAAGAAAACUUCUGUGAGAUCUGUUAGUGUUGCGCUGGCUGAUCCAAAUGUAGCAGAAGCAGCAGCUGCUGUUAACACAAUUCUCGAGAGUACCAACAUAAAAGAUGAUAGUCCAAUAAGUCAAAAUAACAGAAUAAGUAAUUUUAAUGAAAUUGAUACUACUGAUAGCAAAACGACAAUGGAAAGUGACAUUAAAGAGUUCCAGGAUGUAACACCAAUAUCGUCUUUUGAAAAAUUUGUUAAUAAAAUGCAUAUAAUUAACGAUUUUGCUCCCGAUACCGCCAAUCAACCUGAAACUACUGAAAAAAGGAAUCCAGAGGCAACUAUAAAAGUCGAAAAUUGUCUAAUGGAUUUUGAGUAUUUAUUAAAUAACAGUUCGGCCAUAAACUUUUCAUAAAAGUUUGUAAAUAAUUUAAUGUUUAAAAUAAGAUUACUUGGUACGUUUUGUAAAUGUAUGGGUAAAUAAUAAUUUAAGUAAAGUUAA